GUUAUUGAAACAAAAAUCCCACCCUAAUUAUGAAAUAAAAACAAAGUAAAUAUACUAUGCCUACUGAAUGUGAAAAACAAUAGUCCUGAGAAUAAUAAGUUUUGAUUAAGUAAAGCAAAACAACACUAAACUAAAAUAAAACCGAGCAAGUUGAAUUCGAUCAGUCUUCCUCCCGAUCUGCCUGUGGCGGGCUAUUGUUGGAAUUCCGGUUGGGGCUAGCUGCAUCAGAAAGUUGAAAAGAUUUGAAGAAUUCAUUCAUCCCAUAACAAAUUUGAAACUGUGGAAGUGAAAAUGAACUGAGAAAGUGGUGAAUUAGAGCCGAAUUCUAUUCAAAUCUUCCAUAUUGAAAGAAAAUUGAAAAGAAAAAUAAUCAAUAUACAUAGUAGAAUAUAAUGCCAUGGUGAUGUGGUAAUACUGUUUUGCUCUUUAUUUUUAUGUUGCCAUGAGGGACGAACCUUUAUUCUUCUGAUCACUCUGAUUGAUAUGAUUGCCAAACGUUUUGUUGAUUUUCUCUUUUUGUUUUUCUGAUCACUUGACUAUUAAUCGAUCGACAUGGAUCUCAAAGUUACUUUAAGAGUACAGUUCAUCUAAAAUGCUUCCAUGUGCUUCAUUUCAUUUUGGAUAAAAAUCUCAGUUGAAAUGCUCGCAUUCCUUUAUCUGCUCAAUGACAACAAAAUUUUUCUCUAUUUUCCAGGUGAAAAAUAAACUUAUGGUGUUAAAUCUCUAUAAUUGCUGUAAACUGACUGCUAUUCCUGAUUUAUCUGAGCAAAAAUCCCUGGAAAAGCUGAUACUCGAGCUUUGCGUUAAUCUGAAAACAAUUCACAAAUCAAUAGGCAGCCUGGACACUUUACGGCAUCUCAACUUGAGGUCAUGUUCGAGCCUUGUAGAAUUUCCUAGUGAUGUCUCUGGGCUAAAAAGUCUCGAGGUACUCAUUAUCUCUGAUUGUUCACAACUGAAAAAUCUACCAUGGAAUAUUGGCAGCAUGAAUUCUUUACGAGAACUUCUUGCCGAUAGAACAGCCAUAGAUGAAUUGCCUGAAACUAUAGUCCGGCUAACUUAUCUCGAAAAGCUUUCCCUCAACCAUUGCAAAUCGUUAAAACGACUACCCAAGAGCAUAGGAAAGCUUAGUUCCUUAAGGGAACUCUCUCUUCUUGAUUCUGCACUGGAAGAACUACCUGAUACCAUUGGUUUUUUGGGAAAUCUAGAGACUCUGAAUCUGAUGAGGUGUAAAUCGUUAAUUGUGAUUCCAGAUUCC
Olea europaea var. sylvestris is the source of this 1255-nucleotide messenger RNA. Its product is annotated as disease resistance protein TAO1-like. The record is from RefSeq and is a predicted model, not a curated record. The transcript has a single exon. Lineage: Eukaryota; Viridiplantae; Streptophyta; Magnoliopsida; Lamiales; Oleaceae. The annotation marks the transcript as partial.